CGUUGAGAAAGGCUAGGCCUCAGGCAGCGGGAGCAUGGAGCCUCGGGGCAGGCAAGAACUAAACCUGUCCUGCGGGUUUGCGGGCCAGGUUGGGGGAGGAGCCACCCCAGGCCUCUACCGGGCCCCUCCCCUAGGGUACCGGGGACAAAGGCCGAGUGUUUGCUCUGCGACAGAACGGACAAUGGCCCAGAAUUCUAGGAGGGACGAGGGUCAGGCCUAAUUCUCUGUCGCUUCCCCCAGGGUGCGUCCCGAUUUGCUGCGGUGCUAGCAGAGACCGGGCCCUCCUUUUAUAUCCCGGAGGAGACCCUUUUGGGGAUGGGCUAGGUGACAGCAAGAAAGUCCAUGGGGCAUUUGCUAACCCUGGGUACCACUUCUUGAGCACCUGUGUUACUUAAACAUUGAUGUGGCACUUACCGUAUGCUACGCAUUAGGCAAUAUGCAAAUAUAAUAAUUAAACUUUCCCCCUUAAACAGCCUGAGGGAAUGCUGCUGUGAUCACCAACUGCAGCCCAGAGAAGAUGAGCCACCUGCUGGAGGUCACACAGCAGCGGGAGGCAGAGCUGAGAUUAGGUUGGGUAUUGCUGUAAUAUGCUCUGUGGUGGUGGCCCAGGCAGACCUGGCUUCCAUUCUAGAAGCUUUUUUUUUUUUUGGUUUUUGGCUGGGGCUAGGUUUGAAUCCGCCACCUCCAGCAUAUGGGACCAGCACCCUACUCCUUGAGCCACAGGCGCCGCCCCAUUCUAGAAGCUUUAAUACCUACACCAUCCAUGGUUUUAGGUGGUGACAUGGAGGUGGUGUGAGGGCUGAAAGGUGCUCAGGAUGCUUAAAUGUGAGGGGAUGCUCCAAUGGGCAUGUCUGAAUCUCUGGUGGGAGGUGCUGGGUUAGGGUUAGGUGUGGGAAACAGCCAUGCCUAUGUGGGCCUAUCCCCCUCUACUGUGGGAGAGGCUGGACUUCAUUUCUCAGCAUCUUGUAACCCUGACCCUGGCCAACUCUGGGAGCCUCCUCCAGGUUCUUAUAAUGUUCUACAGCCCAGCCCCACCUCCCCAAACACACACCCGCUUGCCCAUGUCAGAGAUGCAGUUCCACCCCUUGGCCUGAGCAUUGCCUGCCUUUCUCUUCCCAUCUCCUUUGAACCACCUCACAGCCUUCAGGCACCUGCCCUGCAGUCUACUCUAUAGCUCUAUCUAACCACAGCUGUCAGGCUGGGCGUUGUGGCUCAUGCCUGUAAUACCAGCACUUUAGAAGCUGAAAUGGGUGAAUUGCUUGAGCUCAAGAGUUCGAGACCAGUCUGAACAAGAGUGAGACCCUUAUCUCUACUAAAAGUAGUAAAAUCUAGCCAAGCGUUUUUAGCAGGCGCCUCUAGUCCCAGCUACUCAGGAGGCUGAUACAAAAAGAUUGCUGGAGCCCAAGAGUUUGAGGUUGCUAUGAGUUAUGACACCAUGGCACUCCACCCAGGGUGACCAAGACUCUGUCUCAAGAAAAAAGAACCACAGCUGUCUCCCAGACAGCAACCUCCUGUCCUGCUCUGCACCCCUUUCCUAUUCCUCUUCAUUCCCUUGCGUCUGUGUCCCUCUGUGAAGUGGACCUCUUUGCCUUCCUCACUGGAUUAUGUUUCCUGACUCAGCAUCAAAAGUACUCAACAAGGCCACUGGAGGGGCCUAUGAGGGAGGAGUGUGAAGAUCCUUGCCCCUCCUCUGGCAUCCACAUCUCAGAGAAGUCACACCAUUUUAUAUUUGUCAUCUGCCCUGCAUAAGUGUCCUACCUUGGUUUGUCUCUAGGAAGCUGACCUGGGCUUUUGUUGUGCACCCACUUUUGGAGUAGGAAGCUGCUCUCUGUCCCAGUCCUCUAUAGGUGGCUUCUGCCUCCUUGGCCACUCUGGGCUCAUUACUCUGUUUUUGGCACCUGGACUGUUGGAUUGGACUCCCUGAGGCCAGUGCUGAAUCUGUCCUGGUCACCAUGUGGUAGGCUCAGGGCCUGGCUCAAAGGUAAACAAAGGGGCAAAGGCAUGAAGAGAAGUGCUUCAGCUGCUCCCUUCCUCAGAGUGUUCCUGACCUCUCUGAGGCCAGGCCUCUUGAGUCCUGCCUUAUUUUAACAGAGAUUAUUAAAUACUUCCCCUGGCUAGGCCCCAAGCAGGCUCCAGGGACUCAGCCCUGAACUCCACAAGCCCCUUCUGGUGCUCACAGAUGAAUUGGGAAAAUUCAAGCAAGUGUCACACAAGCGAUCACAUAAUUCCACAUGGGGACAAGAGCUAUGAAUACAGAUGUUUCUUGCCAUGGGAAUAAUGCCAUGGUUGGACAAGCAGGAGGGGGAUGAAGCUGAGACUGGACGUUAGUUACAGAUAUUCUGGGCAGAGAGAAGUGCCUAUGCAAAGGUCCUGGUAUGGGUGCUUAAUGGAUUUGUUCAGGAGCAGAAAGGAGGCUGGAAGUGUGUGGAGGGGGAUUGGUAAUUAUUUGAGGGUAAGGAGGAGCCAUGGGAAAGUGAAUGGUGUAGCAGUCUCCAUUUGCCAUGAGAAAAGCUCCUAGCUGUCUGGUGGGAGUGGAGGUGGGGAGACCGGGAGGCCAAUGCAGUUGUGUGGAACCCCAAGGCUCCGCUGUGGGAGAGCCACCUGGCUUCCUGGGCUUCUCUCCUUCACCCCAGCCUCUCUGCCCUUCGCCAUACUGACGCUGGUGAAUGCCCCGUACAAGCGAGGAUUUUACUGUGGAGAUGACUCCAUCCGGUACCCUUACCGUCCUGACACCAUCACCCAUGGGCUCAUGGCUGGGGUCACCAUCUCAGCUACCGUGGUCCUUGUCUCGGCUGGUGAAGCCUACCUGGUAUAUACGGAUCGCCUCUAUUCCCGUUCUGAAUUCAACAACUACGUGGCCGCCGUGUACAAGGUGUUGGGGACAUUCCUGUUUGGGGCUGCUGUAAGCCAAUCUCUGACAGACCUGUCCAAGUACAUGAUUGGCCGUCUGAGGCCCAACUUCCUGGCUGUCUGUGACCCUGACUGGAACCGGGUUAACUGCUCGGUCUAUGUGCAGCUGGAGAAGGUGUGCAGGGGAAGCCCUGCUAAUGUCACCGAGGCCAGGUUGUCUUUCUACUCAGGACACUCCUCCUUUGGGAUGUACUGCAUGAUGUUCUUGGCUCUCUAUGUGCAGGCACGGCUCUGUUGGAAGUGGGCAAGGCUGCUGCGGCCCACAGUUCAGUUCUUCCUGGUGGCCUUUGCCCUCUAUGUGGGCUACACUCGAGUGUCUGACCACAAACACCACUGGAGCGAUGUCCUCGUUGGCCUCUUGCAGGGGGCGCUGGUAGCUGGCCUUACGGUCCGCUAUGUCUCAGACUUCUUCAAAGCCCGUCCCCCGCAGCACUGCCCAGAGGAGGAAGAGCUGGAACGGAAGCCCAGCCUGUCAUUGACGCUGACCCUAGGCGAGGCUGACCGCAACUACUAUGGCUACCCACUCUCCUCCUGAGGUUGGCCCUCUCAGGCUGAUGCCCGGGGCUUACCCUGGUUUAGGUAAUGAAGGCUCUGGACAGCCCAGGUACCCCAGGAUGACAGCAGCAGUGGGCAGGCUCCUCUGCCCACACCCUCUGCUUUGGAUCAGGGGUCUGGGGUACCUGGCCAGUGCUAAAUAUCUGGGGGGGGUCUGUCUUCAAAGCUCCCUGAAUACCCCCUUUCUGUUAAGGGGUUAGGGGAGGGACCAAGAGAAUAUGUUGUUAUUUUGUAAGAUGUAAUGUAUAUGUGGAUUUUUAGUAAAAUAGGACAUUUGUUUGACAAAUGAUAUCAGUGCCUCU
Molecule: messenger RNA, 3767 nt
Organism: Nycticebus coucang (slow loris)
Lineage: Eukaryota; Metazoa; Chordata; Mammalia; Primates; Lorisidae
Gene: PLPP2
Product: phospholipid phosphatase 2
Exons: 5
Coding region: 2558-3445 (295 amino acids)
Biological process (GO): signal transduction; phospholipid metabolic process; phospholipid dephosphorylation
Molecular function (GO): phosphatidate phosphatase activity
Source: RefSeq, a predicted model, not a curated record